Messenger RNA from Letharia columbiana, 564 nucleotides. RefSeq lists its product as uncharacterized. Lineage: Eukaryota; Fungi; Ascomycota; Lecanoromycetes; Lecanorales; Parmeliaceae. Gene Ontology annotation, biological process: riboflavin biosynthetic process. Gene Ontology annotation, molecular function: riboflavin synthase activity. The record is from RefSeq and is a predicted model, not a curated record. The transcript is spliced from 3 exons. Bases 1 to 564 code for a protein of 187 amino acids.
AUGUUCACAGGCAUAGUCGAAGUCACAGGCACCGUCACCCGCCUCGAAAAGCAAGAUGACACUGCAGCCGGCGGAGGAGGGACCUCACUGACAAUCUCCGAUUGCGGGGAGAUCCUCACAGAUGCCCAUUUGGGCGACAGCAUCAGUAUAAACGGCACAUGCCUAACCAUAACCUCCUUCACCCCAUCCCAAUUCACCGUCGGCGUAUCCCCCGAAACCCUCCGCCGCACCAACCUCGGCUCCCUCACCCAAUCCUCCCCCGUAAACCUCGAGCGCGCCGUCAGCGCCACAACGCGCAUGGGCGGGCAUUUCGUGCAGGGACAUGUGGAUACCAUCGCGAAGAUCCUCUCCGUAACGCCCGACGGCAACAGUUUGGUGUUCCGAUUGCAGCCGAGGGAAAAAGAGGUGCUGAGGUAUGUGGUGGAGAAGGGGUAUGUGACGCUUGAUGGGGCGAGUUUGACUGUUACGGCUGUAGAUGACAAGGCUGGUUGGUGGGAGGUCAUGCUGAUUGCUUAUACGCAAGAGCGGGUGGUCAUGGCUGCGAAAAAGAGGGGGAGGAGGUGA